CAUUUGUACCUGCUCCACUCCUCACCCAUUCAGCAGACUUGUCUGACUGGCAGAAAACUCGACUUCAUCGCAAGGAAGAAACAAAUAUUCAACAGCCUGUAUCACUCCACAGUGAGAACGUCGAUACGCACUCAGAGCUUUAUCAGCAACCUCUGAAAAGAGAAAGGACUUUAAUUUGAAGCAGCUUGAAGAACAAAUCUGACCAAAAUGGUGUCUGCUGGCUUCCAAAUGCUGGGUGCAGCCUUGGGGAUCAUUGGCUGGAUUGGAGUCAUCGUUGUGUGCGCUGUUCCCAUGUGGAGGGUCACUGCUUUUAUUGGCAGCAACAUUGUCACCUCACAGGUCAUCUGGGAAGGUAUCUGGAUGAGCUGUGUGGUCCAGAGCACAGGCCAGAUGCAAUGCAAGGUCUACGACUCCAUGCUCGCCCUCACCGGAGACCUCCAGGGUGCUCGGGCCCUGACUAUCAUUUCCAUUGUGGUAGGCGUCAUGGCUAUUCUGCUCGCUGUAGCUGGAGGAAGAUGCACCAACUGUGUGGAGGAUCAACAGCAAAAAGAUAAAGUGGCUGUCGCAGCUGGGGUUAUGUUCAUCAUCGCUGCGGUCCUCUGCCUUGUCCCUGUCUGCUGGACAGCCAACACUAUUAUCCAGGAGUUCUACAGCCCUCUUCUGAAUGCGGCCCAGAAGAGAGAGAUGGGUGCCUCGCUGUAUAUCGGAUGGGGUGCUUCUGCUUUGAUGCUUAUCGGAGGGGGAUUACUCUGUGCCAGCUGCCCCAAAAAAGAAAAAGAACCCUACAAUGCAAGGUACACAGCUGCCACUAGGUCUGAUGCCUCAGCACCAAUAUCUGGGAAAGGCUACGUCUGAAAUAUUUACUGGGACAGAUGCACCAGAGUUUAUGGGUUGUGUGUGUUGGUAAUUCAGGUUACUUGAUGAAACGUGACUCCUCAUGAGAGUGUUGGAGUGUUUUGAGAUGAUGUUAACACCAAGAAAGGAACCACAGCCAAGUCUACAUAGUCUACAGCUGUGUGUGUGUGUUUGUGUCAAAAGUACUAUGUUGUGUAAGUGCUAACAAGUCUAGUAUAUCCAUAUGCUUAUGUAUCUUUUUAAAAUGUUCACUUUUGCUCCUGUGCUUGUAGAUUGUUUUUCAGAACUAUGUAUACAAAAUUCUCAAUGCACCACUUCUACUGUAAAUAAAUAUUUUUACUGUUUACAAAUCUGAGAAUAUGUGUUACUGUUUUUUUGUUUCCACUCAAUGUUU
Molecule: messenger RNA, 1249 nt
Organism: Maylandia zebra (zebra mbuna)
Lineage: Eukaryota; Metazoa; Chordata; Actinopteri; Cichliformes; Cichlidae
Product: claudin-4
Cellular component (GO): membrane; bicellular tight junction
Molecular function (GO): structural molecule activity
Source: RefSeq, a predicted model, not a curated record